This is a messenger RNA of Amborella trichopoda, 6470 nucleotides long. Its product is annotated as Phosphatidylinositol 3- and 4-kinase family protein. Gene Ontology annotation, cellular component: plasma membrane; cytoplasm. The record is from RefSeq and is a predicted model, not a curated record. Lineage: Eukaryota; Viridiplantae; Streptophyta; Magnoliopsida; Amborellales; Amborellaceae. Gene Ontology annotation, biological process: phosphatidylinositol-mediated signaling; phosphatidylinositol phosphate biosynthetic process. Gene Ontology annotation, molecular function: 1-phosphatidylinositol 4-kinase activity.
AAUACAAACAGGGGAAAAUCCACAGGCACUACACAAAUUAGCCUUGGGUGCAUAAAAAGUGUAAAUUGCAGGCAAAGUACUCUUUUGCUCGUUCUCUAGCCUUUCUGGGGGCACGAAGUGAGAAAGGGGCAUUCUCCAUGGAAGCCCUAGUCGAGCUCUGCGACCUUGUUGCCCAAAACCCCGACCUGCACGCUGAGAAAUUGCGUUGGAUUUGCAGUAGAUGCCCCAACAUCAACACCAACAACAAUUCGCCCACACCCCUAACUCGCUCUCACCUCAAUGCAAUCCUUGCCACCGCUCGCUUCCUCUCAAAAUGCCCUAAGUUUGUCGACAAACGCCCUGAAGCCACCAUUCUUGAUUUCCUUCAGUCCCUGCCUGCUUCUUUUGACCCCUUGGUGUGGCCAAAAUCCUUUUCGGCAGAAUCAAUUUCCUGUUUCUUCUCUGAUCUCCUCUUGUAUGUGUCCCAAAUUGCUGAUGUUAACCCUGAAUUCGCCUCCAAGAUAAAAAAUUUCAUGGGUGAGAUCACCAUUGCGGCAAUUACGCACAAUGAGACCCCAAUUUCUAGGGCUUUUUUGGCUGCAUUGUCACAACAUUGCCCUCCAAUCUCUGCGCCGGAUGCCGAGAAACUCAUAUCUUUCAUCCUAGAUCGAUUUUUGAUAUCUGAAGCCUCAUCUUCAUCGUCUUCUGAGACAUUAUCCUCAGCUCACAACUCACCCUUUGAAAGUCGAAAACAGCGUUUUCAAGAAGUCUCGAGCCCUAUAAGCGGUUCGAUCGAUUCGGCGGGUAGCACGCCUUCAAAGUCAAAGGGGAAAGAGGAGUUUGUUGAUGAGGUUUCUAGCAUUGGGUCAAGGGGGAUUAAGGCGAAUGGUGGAGGGAGUGUUGCGGGAAGGAGCAGUUUGGAUCAGUUGGCAGUCCCUUUAGGGUUUGGAGAUGGCAUCACAUCAUUGAGGCAGCAGAUUACGGCAUUUGAGGAGGAGUCGGCGGAAGGUUUGGAGAGGCAGGAGGUUGCCUACAGGCUUUUGGCUCAUGUUUUGGAUAAUGUGGUUGUGAAAGGUGGGCAAUUGGAGCAGGUCAGGAUGGCGGUGGAUAAACAGCUAAAGUCUUUGCCCACUUUUCUAAAGAUACGGAAGCGAGACUGGACAGACCAAGGUGCUUUGCUUAAAGCAAGAUUCAACUCGAAGCUUUCUGCUUGUGAAGCAGCAACCAUGGUUCAGAUCAAAAGCCUCCUAUCCCUUAACUCUGAUGCCAAAUCUGCAAACCAAUUAUUGCGGUUUACCCUUGCUCAACUCUUAGAUGCUGCAGAUGCUUGUGUUGUCUCUUAUUGGAGGAAGUUAAGGACAUGUGAGAAGCUUUUCAGUUCCUUGCUUAGUGGGAUAUCACAGAUAGCUGUUACACGUGGGGGCCACGUGCUGCGAGUGUUGCUUCUUCGUUUGAAGUCCCUGGUGCUAACAACAUGUGCCCAGGCUGACAGUUGGGGAAAUAGCCAAUGUGCUAUAUUUGAGAGUGUUACUAGAACAUGCCGUGAGAUAAUUGAAUUUGGUUGGAAUCAAGAUAAGGGGUCAGUUGAAUCUUUUAUCUUGGCACUGGCAACAAGUAUACGCGAGCGGAAUGAUUAUGAUGAACAGGAAGGAAAAGAGAAACAGGCCAUUCCUGUUGUACAAUUGAAUGUAAUACGCUUGCUGGCUGAUUUAAGUGUUUCUGUUAACAAGUCGGAGGUCAUAGACAUGGUGUUGCCUCUGUUCAUAGAAAGCUUAGAAGAGGGUGAUGCUUCGGCACCUAGUUUAUUGCGUCUCAGACUUCUUGAUGCAGUGUCCCGCAUGGCAAGUUUAGGUCAUGGGAAAUCCUAUCAUGAGAUAGUGAUUUUAUUGACACGGAAUUAUCUGGAUAAACUUUCUUAUGUUGGAUCUGUUGAAAGCAAAACAUUGGUUCCAGAGGUCACAACAGAACGUGUAGAGACUCUUCCUGCAGGAUUUCUUUCAAUUGCUAGUGGUCUCACUGACUCCAAAUUGAGAUCUGAUUAUCGUCACCGGUUACUAGUUUUGUGCUCUGAUGUAGGGCUAGCUGCUGAAUCAAAAAGUGGGAGGAGUGGUGCCGAUCUUUUAGGUCCUCUUCUUCCUGCAGUUGCAGAAAUUUGUUCUGAUUAUGAUCCUACCCAAGAAGUAGAGCCAACACAUUUGAAGCUCUUCCGCAAUCUGUGGUUCUACAUUGUGCUGUUUGGGUUGGCACCUCCAAUUCAAAAUAGCCAAUCACCAACAAAAUCAAUCUCCACCUCACUGACUAGUUUGGGAAGCCUUAGUGCAAUGGCACUUCAAGCUGUUGGUGGACCUUACAUGUGGAAUGCACAGUGGUCAGUGGCUGUUCAACGCAUUGCUCAAGGAACGCCACCCCUUGUUGUUAGCUCUGUGAAAUGGCUUGAAGAUGAGUUGGAACUUAAUGCCCUUCACAACCCUGGAAGUCGUAGAGGUAGUGGCAAUGAGAAAGCUGCUGUAGCUCAAAGAGUUGCUCUUUCUGCAGCUCUAGGUGGUCGAGUGGAGAUUUCCGCAAUGAGCACCAUUUCAGGCGUGAAGGCCACCUAUCUCCUUGCUGUGGCCUUUCUAGAAAUUAUACGUUUUAGCUGCAAUGGUGGCAUCCUUAAUGACAAAUCUAAUCAAAAUGCAUCUAGGAGUGCCUUCAGUUGUGUUUUUGAGUACCUUGAGGUUCCAAAUUUAGCACCAGCCGUCCUCCAUUGCUUGACAGCAAUUGUACAUCGGGCUUUUGAAACAGCACUGGCCUGGCUGGAGGAAAGAGUUUCAUCAACUGGCAAUGAAGCUGAAACUAGGGAGUCUGUUCUUACUGCACAUGCAUGCUUCCUUGUAAAAAGUAUGUCCCGGCGGGAGGAACACGUUCGCGACAUUUCUGUUACCUUGUUGUUGCAGUUGAAAGAUAGGUUUCCACAGGUUUUGUGGAACUCAUCAUGCUUGGAUUCACUGCUUUUUUCAGUCAAUAAUGACUUACCAUCAGCUCUUGUCAAUGAUCCUGCUUGGGUUGCGACGGUUCGUUCAUUGUUUCAGCGCGUUGUUCGCGAGUGGAUCACCAAUGCUCUUUCAUAUGCUCCUUGCACUACUCAGGGUCUUCUACAGGAAAAGUUCUGUAAGUUAAACACCUGGAGGACAGUUACGCAUUCAACUGAUGUUGUUUCCCUUCUAUCUGAGAUACGGCUCGGCACCGGAAAAAAUGAUUGCUGGCCAGGUGUACGUACUGCAAAUAUUCCUGCAGUUAUUGCUGCUGCUGCUGCAGCUUCAGGUGCAAACUUAAAGGUGACAGAAGCUUUCAACCUCGAAGUUCUCUCGACUGGCAUAGUGAGUGCCACUGCUAAGUGCAACCAUGCUGGUGCAAUAGCUGGUAUGAAAAGUUUAUGUAGUAGCAUCAAUGCUUUUCAGUCUAUUACUUCUCCAAGAGGUUACAGCCUGGGCCUGGGCUUACAAAACCCAAAGCCUGUAGGGUCAAAUGAGCAACUACAACUUGAAAUCGAUUCAUUUAAUCUUCUCUUGAGAAAAUAUGUUGGAGAGCUUCGAAAAUAUGUUACUGAUUCUGAGAGUGGCAGUGUAGUAGACAAAACAUUGUUUCGUGAAUCUUGUUCUCUGGCAACUGCACUUCUUCUCUCAAAUUUGGAAACUCAGUCAAAACUAAAUUUGGAAGGCUUUUCACAAUUAUUGCGUCUUCUUUGCUGGUGUCCGGCUUACAUUUCAACACCAGAUGCCAUGGAGACAGGAGUUUUCAUUUGGACAUGGUUGGUUUCAGCGGCCCCCCAGUUGGGGCCACUUGUUCUUUCGGAGCUUGUAGAUGCAUGGUUGUGGACAAUAGAUACCAAGCGUGGACUGUUUGCAUCUGAGAUGAGGUAUUGGGGACCUGCAGCAAAAUUAAGGCCUCACCUCUCACCUGGAGAACCUGAAGUGCUUCCUGAUAAGGAUCCUGUUGAAGCAAUCGCUGCUCAUCGAUUAUGGCUUGGGUUUUUUAUUGACCGUUUUGAGGUAGUUCGUCAUGAAAGCAUUGAACAGCUUCUGCUUUUGAGUCGAUUGUUGCAAGGGACUAUGAAGUCUCCUUAUCAUUUUUCAUAUCACCCUGCUGCUGCUGGGACAUUUUUCACUGUAAUGCUUCUCGGACUUAAGUUUUGUUCAUGCCAAUCUCAGAGCAAUCUGCAGAACUGUAAAACAGGACUACAUUUGCUAGAGGAUCGGGUUUACAGGGCUUCCUUGGGUUGGUUUGCAUCUGAACCAGAAUGGUAUGAUAAAAACAAUAAGCAUUUUUCUCAGGCCGAGGCCCAAUCAGUUUCAAUUUUUGUUCACCAUUUGAUGAAUGAGCGAACAGAUACACUGAACAUGGAGUCGUCUUCUAAAUCUCGGGGACGGGCAACUGAAAAUUCUUUCAGUAAUACGGUGGAUCAUUCUCAUCCCAUCUGGGGCCGUAUGGAUAAUUAUGUAGUAGGGAAAGAAAAACGCAAGCAAUUGCUAUUGAUGCUAUGCCAGCAUGAAGCUGACAGGCUUGAUGUGUGGGCUAAUCCUUUAAGGGAUGGCGCUUCUUCUCGAUCUAAGAUUAGUUCAGAAAAGUGGAUAGAAUAUGUGAGGACAGCUUUUUCUGUAGAUCCUCGAAUUGCUCUCUCCAUGUGCACACGGUUUCCUGCUGUUGCACCUGUGAAGGCUGAAGUAACUCAUCUUGUACAGUUAAACAUUAUUGACUUGAGGACAAUGCCUGGCGCCCUGCCAUUUUUUGUGACUCCAAAAGCUGUGGAUGAGAACUCACCAGCCUUGCAGCAGUUACCACAUUGGGCUGCUUGUUCUAUUACACAGGCCCUUGAGUUUCUUACACCACAGUUCAAGGGUCACGCUAGAGUAAUGGCUUACGUGCUUAGAGUUUUGGAGUCUUAUCCUCCUGAGAAGGUCACCUUCUUUAUGCCACAGCUGGUACAGGCUCUCCGAUAUGAUGAAGGGAAACUAGUAGAAGGAUAUUUGUUGGGAGCUGCUCGCAGAAGUAAUAUAUUUGCACAUAUUCUAAUAUGGCAUCUUCAGGGAGAGGGAGAUGCCUCUGAAUCAGGAAAGGAUGCAGGUGGUUUUAAGGGAAGCUCCUUCCAAGCACUUCUACCCAUUAUAAGGCAACGGAUUAUUGAUGGCUUCACUCCUGAGGCUCGUGAUUUAUUCCAAAGGGAAUUUGACUUUUUUGACAAAGUCACAUCAAUUUCUGGGGUGCUUUUUCCUCUAGCUAAAGAAGAGCGCCGAGCUGGUAUUCGCAGGGAAUUGGAGAAAAUUGAAAUGGAAGGAGAUGACCUUUAUCUUCCUACUGCUCCCAACAAACUUGUGCGUAGCAUUCAGUUGGACAGCGGGAUACCCUUACAGUCUGCUGCGAAAGUACCUAUAAUGAUCACAUUUAAUGUGGUGGACAGGGAUGGAAAUCAGAAUGAUUUAAGGCCACAAGCAUGUAUAUUUAAGGUUGGUGAUGAUUGUCGACAAGAUGUUCUUGCUCUUCAAGUUAUUUCUCUCCUUAGAGACAUUUUUGGAGCAGUGGGACUUAAUCUCUAUCUGUUCCCAUAUGGCGUCCUACCAACUGGUUAUGAAAGAGGAAUUAUUGAGGUUGUUCCAAACACUCGGAGUAGAAACCAAAUGGGUGAAACCACUGAUGGUGGACUUUACGAGAUAUUCCAACAAGAAUAUGGGCCUGUUGGUUCAUCAAAGUUUGAAGUUGCUCGUGAUAAUUUCAUAAUUAGCAGUGCUGGUUAUGCGGUUGCCAGUCUCUUACUCCAGCCAAAAGAUCGCCAUAAUGGAAAUCUUCUCUUUGAUAAUUUGGGCAGGCUGGUCCAUAUUGAUUUUGGGUUCAUUCUAGAGACAUCACCAGGUGGAAACAUGCGUUUUGAAAGUGCACAGUUCAAGCUGAGCCAUGAAAUGACCCAGUUACUUGACCCUUCUGGGGUAAUGAAAAGUGAAACCUGGAACCAAUUUGUGAGUCUUUGUGUGAAGGGAUACCUUGCAGCUCGCCGCUACAUGGAUGGGAUCAUCAACACAGUCCUUCUCAUGGUAGAUAGUGGGCUUCCUUGUUUCAGUCGAGGUGACCCAAUUGGAAAUCUUCGAAAACGCUUCCACCCAGAGAUGAGUGAACGUGAGGCUGCAAAUUUCAUGAUUCGGACAUGCACCGAUGCCUACAACAAAUGGACCACUGCAGGCUACGAUCUCAUUCAAUAUCUACAACAAGGAAUCGAGAAAUGAGACUGGCCUGUGAUCCGCAUGUGCAUUUAUAUACUAGUGCUCUUGAAAGUAUAUUUCGAAAUUGUUGUUGGUGUUUUCAUUUUACAAGGAUCUGAGUUUCACGAGGCAUUGUUGCGGAAGUCCUUGUCAUCACGGCGGAAGUAUGCUUGAGCAUUUUUUUCUUUGUAAACAAUUUCGAUUGCAAUACCAUUUAUGGAAGAGGAGCAAUGUCAUGUUCCAUACCACGUUUGAACGGUC